Molecule: messenger RNA, 816 nt
Organism: Galendromus occidentalis (western predatory mite)
Lineage: Eukaryota; Metazoa; Arthropoda; Arachnida; Mesostigmata; Phytoseiidae
Exons: 1
Coding region: 1-816 (271 amino acids)
Source: RefSeq, a predicted model, not a curated record
AUGGAGAAACUUCUCCAAAUCACGUCGACCUUCGGUGAGGAAAGAGGCCUCAUAUUCAAUCCCGCCAAAUCUGCGGUUCUAGAAUUCAAUCGGGUAGACGACACAACCGAUAAGAACUUAUUCAUUCAGGGUAAGAUAAUCCCGAAGGAAAGAACUUACAAAUACUUGGGCAUACAUCUAAGCACGGACGCAAACUAUCUCGAGGACCAGGAAAAAAUCUGGAAGGAGAAAACGCGCAAGGCGCUAUAUCAACUACAUGCUAAAGUGCUGUGGAAAUUCAAUCGCUUUGAAACGACGAAAAUACAGUGGAAAGCCACAUGCGUUCCAGCGCUAACGUACUGUAACACGGUAACCGUCAUGUCGAAUACUCUACGGAAAAACAUAGAAUCAGCCCAGAGACAAGCAGCAAGGUGGGCGCUAGGGGAACCAGCGUGCAACUUAGCCAAUGAAUUCUUGAAAGGAGAGCUAGGCUGGUCAACUUUCGAAGAGAGGGAAGCCAAGAGCAAAAUCACAUACUUCAAGCGCAUACAAGAGAUGGCCGACGAAAGAUGGGCGAAACAAAUGCUAACCAUGAUGAGCAUCAACAAUGCCAAAAUCAAAGCCGUAGAGAGGCUGAAAACGCUGUCAUUGAAAUAUGACUGCGAUAACAUAGUGGUUAAACGAUCGGAAGCAGGCGAAGCCUGCCUGAACACAUUCAAAAAGAGUGUGGAAAAAAAGAUACCGAGAUUUAGUCCAUCAAGAAUGGAGAGACGGCAUGAACAAAAAGUCCAGCCUCGCAAGGUAUCGAAAACACAAACAACAAUGCGGUACCAUUGA